AUGUUUCCACUAUUAUUAUAUCUAUUUUUGUUUUUAUUCUAUGUUAUUUUGGUAGAGCGUAAGUCUCAUAAUCUUAAGGUCGUGAGUUCGAUACUCACCGUUCCCACCUUUUUGUACAUCUAUAUGACAUCUAUUACUAUAUUUUUACAUCUAUUAAACUUAUAUAUUCCUUUUAUUAUACUUUUAGUGUACACUCUAUUCUUUUAUAUUAUCUAUACUAUUUUAUACUAUUUUAUACUAUCUUAUACUACUUAUACUACUUAUAGUGUUUUAUACUAUGUAACUACUACUUCCUUUCCUUAUAUUCUUACUAUCCCUAUUAACUUUAUUACCUUUUAUUUACCUUUACUACCUUUACUACCUUUUAUUAUCUUUACUUUUGAUAUAUGUGUUCUAGAUAUCAUCCACCUCUGUACUUAUGUACUUAUCUGA
Molecule: messenger RNA, 432 nt
Organism: Entamoeba dispar SAW760
Lineage: Eukaryota; Evosea; Mastigamoebida; Endamoebidae
Exons: 2
Coding region: 1-432 (143 amino acids)
Source: RefSeq, a predicted model, not a curated record